Hemiscyllium ocellatum (epaulette shark) is the source of this 1673-nucleotide messenger RNA. Its product is annotated as epithelial cell adhesion molecule-like. Gene Ontology annotation, cellular component: membrane. The transcript has 9 exons. The record is from RefSeq and is a predicted model, not a curated record. The coding region runs from base 274 to 1245 and encodes 323 amino acids. Lineage: Eukaryota; Metazoa; Chordata; Chondrichthyes; Orectolobiformes; Hemiscylliidae.
GACAGAAACUGGUAUUGAGGUUGUAGCAGCGGUUUGAGACUCUUCUGAAAAGGUCUACUUCGCCUUCGUCAUAUUUGGGAUUGUUCCAGUUGGUGCUAAGACAGCAGUUGAAGAAUUUCCUUUAUUUUAAAAGUGAAGAAUCCGUGUAUUGGGAAAGUUGGAACUUGUGCCUAAAACUUUUGUCGCCUGUUAGAAGCAGGAGAGCGGGGGGCUGGGCGUUGCGAAGAGAUUCUCUCCGAGGUGUUUGCUUUGUUGCGGUUGUAACCGAGGAAGAUGCGUGUCCUGGGCUGGCUGCUUCUCGCAGUGUUGGGCGCCCUAGCUCAAGGGCAGGUUGAAGACUGUCCAGUGUGUAUGACCAACCGAUAUACCAAAUGUCUACCAGAUGGAGAUGGUUGCACCUGUACACUGCAACUAUCUGAAAAACUUGGUCAACCAGUCAACUGCAGUGCAUUGACCAGUAAGUGCUGGAUGAUGAAGAAUGAAAUGUACCGAUUGAAAAGUGGCAUUGGAACUCGCAGAAAGCCCACUGAGCAUGCCAUGUUGGAUAAUGAUGGUAUCUAUGAUCCUGAUUGCAUGAGUGACGGCACAUUCCGUUCCAAGCAGUGUAAUGGGACUAGCACCUGCUGGUGUGUAAACACUGCAGGUGUUCGAAGGACUGACAAGGCAGAUGAGGAUAUCGAGUGCCCUGAACAACCAGUUUCAACUUUUUGGUUUCAGAUUCAGCUAAGGCACAAACCCUUAAAUAAAGAAGUGGACGAAAUGAAACUGAAAAAGGCUAUCAAAGAUGUCUUUGCUGCUUACCAGGUGGACCCAGGCUACAUCGAGAAGAUUGAGUAUCAUGCAGAAGACCGUUAUAUAACUGUGGAUUUGAAACAAAAUGUGACCGUGCCGUCACCGUCUGAUCUUGCUACUGCAGCCUAUUACCUAGAGAAGGAUGUCAAGAGUAACUCCUUGUUCUCAGAUCAGUAUAAUCGAUCAAUUCAGGAUGACGGGGUCCCAUUUGAUGGAGAAAAGCUUAGUUUUGAAGAAGCCUACGUGUAUUAUGUUGAUUCAAAGAAUCCAGAGUUCUCCAUGAAGCGAAUGACCCCUGGCAUUAUUGCUGUCAUUGUGGUGAUCUGUCUUGCCAUUGUUGCUGGACUUGUUGUGCUUUUCUUUACCAGAAGGAAGGCUGCCAAGGCCCACAUAUAUCAAAAGGCUGAGGGAAGAGAAUUGGAUGAAAUUCAGAAGCAGCAGCUGACUACCUAAUCCUAGCAAAGAUGUUAGCUGCAGUCUCUCUCUCUGAAUUUGGGAGAUUAUAAAAUGAGACCAUGCAAGUGAACCGUCUCCUGGUUUGGGAUUCUCUACAAGGUUGUUGUGCAGAUCUUUAAUUUCUGUUCAUUUUGAACUUAAUUUAACUGCAAUCCAUCCUUGUCAUGCAUUUGGAAAGAACUCUCUUCUUAGCUGGUACUGUUACUGGACAUUUUCUUCCCUCAAAGGAAGACUGAGACCAUAUUGGAGUCAGCCAUUUUUUAUUGGGUUUAAUGAUUUUUGUACUUCAGUCUGGAAUUUUAAUUUCUUGGACUGUCAUUGUUUUAGGUCACUGCUUUUAUACUUCAGUACUGUUAUUGAAGUAUAAUGUUUAAAUGGCUUUGUAAAAAAUUAAUUUUUAAUAAAGACUGUUACAGUUUUCUCAA